Cloeon dipterum is the source of this 1861-nucleotide messenger RNA. Its product is annotated as transmembrane protein 209. The coding region runs from base 124 to 1749 and encodes 541 amino acids. Gene Ontology annotation, cellular component: membrane. The record is from RefSeq and is a predicted model, not a curated record. The transcript is spliced from 10 exons. NCBI's taxonomy places the organism in Eukaryota, Metazoa, Arthropoda, Insecta, Ephemeroptera, Baetidae.
CCUCACGGAAAAAGAUAGGACCGGCCAGCGAACUGCCCUGCUUGCAACCCGAAUUUAGUCCGAUUUUCGGCCAGUUUCGGCCAGAAACCCCGAAUUCGAGCUUGCGGACCGCUUCGAGAGGCGAUGGCGGCGAUGACGCCGUUGCUGUCGGCUCCGGCGGCGACCUCGACGCCGACGAGCCGUGUUGUGGAGCCGAAGCCGGCCGCCGGGGACUACGUGGACAAGUUCAAUUGGGUGCAGCAGCAGACCAGACAAGCCAGAUACGCCGAAAGCUGGGGCAUUUUCAACUUCGGCGUCCUCAUCUUCUUCCUUUACGACCUAUUCGAGAACUGCGCGGGUCGGCCGAAAUGGGUGCAAUGCGCCGAAAUGGGCGCCUUGCUGAUGCUGUCUUUGAACAUGGCCUACCACCUGUACGUCUACUUCCACAUCCUCCUCACCUACAAGGCGCCGCAGCUGACGCCCGAACAGAAACAACUCCUCUGCAUCCACCCCGAUGACCCUCUGUUUUCGACGGUGGUCGAGGAGCCGAAGGCCAAGAAGCCGGACGUGAGUGCCUCCGCGGCGGACGCGUCCGCCACCAGCUGGCUCAGCCUGUCCCUGCUGUCCAAAAAAAGCACUCCCGCGAGUGCGAACGUGUCCUGGGCGGCGUCCGUCAACUCGUCGCUGUCGUCGUCCUGGCUGCUCAGUCCGGGCGGGGAGGACUGCCCCACGCCCCUCCACUGCGACCCUGACGAACCUGUCGUCGACGAACCCUCGCUCAUCAGGUACAUGGACAAACUCGAACGGCUCGAACAGCAAAAUGCGGCCAAGAACACCAACAGUCCGCUGAACUCUUCGCCGCCGAACCUGAGCCUCUUGUGGAACAGCCAGGUGAAUUCCGUGAGCCCUGACCUGGUUUUGCCAGCAAACAUGGCAUACCACCUGUCGAGCAGUACUCCAGCGCCGACCCUGAACACGAGCGGCAGUCCUGGCAUAGACAGCCUUCCUGGCGUCGACAUGCAGGCCGUCACGGACAAAUUCUGGCAGAAGGAGGGCUUCGGACAGCAGCACCUUUCGCAGUGCAACAAAAACCUGCGUCAGUGGGUGACGGCGACGGUGUUGGUGCCCGUACUGCGAGAGGUGGAGGCCACGAACAAGGCCCUGACGACCCUUGGCGCGGGCGAGGAACGCGUCGGCCACGCCCCCCUGGACAAGCUGAAGCGCAUCAGCCAGACGCAACAGGUUGCCGCCUACGUGCCCAACCUGGCCACGCUGCUGCCCUUCCUCGAACUCACGCCGCAUCAGCCUUACCUGCUGCACCGGCUCAAAGAACUGGCGCACGGUGGCUGCAUGAGUGACUUCCGGUGGAAUGCUGGCAGCACCUUCAACGGAAAACCCUGGGAUGACACCCUUCCAACUGAUACUCAGAUCGUGCUGCACCUGCUGGCCGUGUACCUGGACCUGCAGCUGCCCCCGAUGCGGCACCGGACGGACCCGCGGCCCUUCUCGGCCGUGCACCUGAGCAGGGCCGCCGACAAACCAAAGCCUGGCGCCAACGACGUGCUCAUUCACCAGCUCACCGCCGCUCCGCCCCACUUUGUGCUCAUAUGGAAGGGCACCAUCUUCGAACUCCCAAAGGGCCGGAACAAUUUGCUGCACACCCUGCUGCUGUUCUUACACAAGUUGAAGGCCGAGGAGGGCGGCAUGCUGGGCAGGGUCAGCCUCGGUCCUUCAGGCCUCAAUAUUCUCUGGGUGCUCGAAGACGCCUGAUUUCAACUUUUCUUUUGUAUUAAUGUCGAUAAUGCACAUCUCCUGAUAAUUUGUAUAAAAUUGUGUGUCAAAUAUAUAAAGUAAAUUGAUUUCUUACGAGAGAAAUAAUUUC